Messenger RNA from Cottoperca gobio, 7018 nucleotides. RefSeq names its product ubiquitin-conjugating enzyme E2O (gene ube2o). Gene Ontology annotation, molecular function: ubiquitin conjugating enzyme activity. Lineage: Eukaryota; Metazoa; Chordata; Actinopteri; Perciformes; Bovichtidae. The transcript is spliced from 23 exons. The coding region runs from base 24 to 4139 and encodes 1371 amino acids. The record is from RefSeq and is a predicted model, not a curated record.
AUCACUCCCUGACAACAGCAGCGAUGGCGGAGCCCGCAGCAUCGGAUGCGGCGGCCACAGCAGACGCAGCAGAAGCGACAUCAACCCCGACCCCGGGCCUCUCCCCGGCAGUCAGCCCGGGCUCGGAGCCUCCAUCCAUGGCUCUGUCUCCCACGGCGGACGGCUCCCAGCGGCUGCUCUUCUCCCACGACCUGGUCUCCGGGCGGUAUCGCGGCUCAGUCCGGUUUGGCCUCGUACGGAUGAUUCACGGCGAGGAGGAAUUUAACUCAGACUCGGACCUCGACGAUGGCGGAGGGACUGGCGGCGGCGGCGGCGGCGGCGGAGGAGGACGAGUUCCGUGUGGUUCGGACACUGAGAGCGCUGUGGACACCCCGAGCCGGCCUCUCUGUAGGGGAUUUGUCCGCGUCCAGUGGUACCCUGAAGGAGGAAAGCAGGACAUCAGGGAGACAAAGCUGAAACUUGAAGAUCGAUCUAUCGUCAUUCGAGACAUCGUGCGACGAAAAAAUUCUAAUGACAACCAGUGUGGCAUUGUGACCAACAUCGACAUCGAGUGUGCAGUGAAACUAGUGGGAACAAACUGCGUUCUGUAUCCAGUAAACAGCAAAGACCUGCAGCACAUAUGGUCUUUCAUGUACGGCGACUACAUCGCCUACGACUUCUGGCUGGGGAAAGUGUACGACCUGACUAAUCACAUCAUCCUCAAGCUCUCCAACGGAGCCAGGUGCUCCAUGAGUGUGGAGGACGGUGCCAAGCUUUACGACGUCUGUCCACAUGUCAGUGAUUCGGGUCUGUUCUUCGACGAGGCGUACGGUUUCUACCCAGGCCAGGUCCUGAUUGGCCCGGCCAAAGUCUUCUCUAACGUACAGUGGCUGUCGGGGGUCAAACCUGUCCUCAGCAGGAAGUGCAAGUUCAGGGUGGUGGUAGAAGAGGUGAAAGUGGUCGAGCUGAAGGUGACGUGGAUCACAAAGAGCUUCUCUCCCAAAGGUUCAGACAGCGUUUAUCCACCGGCCUCCACCAUCACACAGGAGAAUCUCUGCAGGGUGAGGCGUCUAGGAUACUACGACCACACCCAGAGGCAGCUGGGAGAAAGGGCCCUGUAUGUUUUCCCUGCCAAGGGGGACGCCACGCGCAUCACCUGUGAAGGACCCGAGGGUGCCCCUGUCCUGCCUGAAGACCCCGUGGCCAGAAAGUUAAAAAGGCUGUUCAAGAAGGAUUUGGGGAAGAAGACUGAGAACGCCGAAGGGGAGAACAACUCGGAGCAGACCGACUCGUCUCAUCCCAACAACAACAACGUGGAGUCCAUCCAGAACCCUCCGGACUCCCAGAACACCAACGACGACUCUGCUGAACACGGGGAGCAGGACGCUGACGACGAGGCGGCAGAAGACACUGACGAUACCAGCUCUCUGACGUCAUCGGCCAGCUCCACUGCCUCUUCUCAGAGCGGCGGUCUGGGAACCAACCGCAAGAAAAGCAUCCCACUCUCCAUCCGUAACCUGAAGAGGAAGCACAAGAAGAAGAGGACCAAGUUUUCCCGCGAGUUCAAGCCUGGAGACCGGGUUGCAGUGGAAGUUGUGUCCACAAAGACCACGGCGGAUGUGAUGUGGAAGGACGGGCGGGUGGAGAAGGGUUUUCGAUCAAAUGACCUCAUCCCCAUCCAGCACCUCGACAGCCACGAGUUUUGUCCCGGGGACUUCGUAGUAGACAAACGGCCACAAGCCCUCCAGGACCCGGGAGUGUACGGUGUGAUCCAGUCAGGUGAUCACAGAGGCAGAACAUGUGUCGUCAAGUGGAUCAAACUCAACUCCAGCAGCGACGACGUGGAGGUUUUCGGUAUGGAGGAGGAUGUCAGCGUGUACGACAUCACAGAUCAUCCAGAUUUCCACUUCCGCACCACCGACAUCGUCAUCAGAAUAUGGAACUCGGAGAACGGACACAACGACUGUGAAAACGAGACGUCGGUCGGCCAGGUGUCCCGGGUGGAUGUGAGCAGCAAAGUGGAAGUGGUGUGGGCGGAUAACUCCAUGACCAUCGUCCUCCCACAGCACCUCUACAAUGUGGAGUCUGAGAUCGAGGAGACGGACUACGACUCUGUGGAGGAGACGAGCAGCGUCCUGUCCACUGAGGAGUGGGAGGACGAGAGCGACAGCUGGGAGACGGAUAACGGCCUCACCACUGAGGACGACAGCCAUGUCAACAAUGCAGACGUCGGUGACACAGUGACCCCCACUCCCACCGGCUCCUCGACAUUCAUCAUCCCCCCUCAAGAGGGCAGCAAAGCCGGGGUCACCAGCCCGCCUAGAGGGGCCCCUGGAGAGGAGGUAGAAGGGUCUGUGGCUGCUGCUAGUCCUGCUUCUGGAGGAGGAACCACUCCAGGAGCUGUCAAUGGAGCGGAGAAGCCCAGUAAAGAUGGUGCCUCUCGGGGCUUCAGGGAGCUGAAAGAGGCGCUGAAGAUCCUGGAGAGCUUGAAGAACAUGACUGUGGAGCAGCUCUGGACCGGCGGUUCUCCAACCUCCCCGACCUCCGCUGAACCCGCUUCCACGACGAAUGUAGCGAGUUCGGCGACGCCCACGGUCCCAGAGAAGCCGACCAAGGAGAAACGUUUCCUGGACGACAUCAAGAAGCUGCAGGAGAACCUGAGGAAGACGCUGGACAACGUGGCCAUCGUGGAGGAGGAGAAGAUGGAGGCUGUGGUGGAGGCAGGGGGGGGUGCAGGAGCAGCGACGGAGGUAGAAAGAGUUGGAGAGGAGAAGCCCCAGCAGGACCCGCAGACACCGGUGGGUGGACAAGAGUGGCCCAGUGAGUUUCUCAGUGACACACCAGUACUGUGCCAACAGAGCGGGGGCAAGCCCGGCGUCACCUUCACCAGUGCCAAGGGAGAAGUGUUCUCCGUGCUCGAGUGGGCACCAGACACGCACUCAUUUAAGAAGAUGGAGUUUCAGCCAGCGGAGGCGAAGAAGUUCUUCAGCACAGUGAGGAAGGAAAUGGCUCUACUUGCAACGUCACUGCCAGACGGCAUCAUGGUCAAAACAUUUGAAGAUCGCAUGGAUCUGUUCUCCGCCCUGAUCAAAGGGCCGACUCGUACACCCUACGAGGACGGUCUGUUCCUGUUUGACAUCCAGCUGCCCAACAUCUACCCAUCUGUGCCGCCUCUGUUCCGCUACCUGUCGCAGUGCAGCGGCCGCCUCAAUCCCAACCUCUACGACAACGGCAAGGUCUGCGUCAGCCUGCUGGGCACCUGGAUCGGCAAGGGCACCGAGAGAUGGACCAGCAAGUCCAGCCUGCUGCAAGUCCUCAUCUCCAUACAAGGCCUUAUCCUCGUCAACGAGCCUUACUAUAACGAGGCUGGCUUCGACAGCGACCGAGGCCUUCAGGAAGGAUACGAGAACAGCCGCUGCUACAACGAGAUGGCCCUGAUCAAGAUGGUCCAGACGACGACGCAGCUCCUCCAGAACCCUGUGGAGGUCUUCAAACAGGAGAUCCAGGAACACUUUGUGUCUAACGGCUGGCGGCUCGUCCACCGCCUAGAUGCGUGGCUCGAGCUGAACGAAGGUGCCGAGAGGUGUCAGGCAGCGCACAUGUCCUCCAGGAUGCAACACUCCAGAGACCGACCUUCAUCUGUGGACCCUCUGGACGAGCAGGGCCCCGUGGCGGUGGCUCACAGCAGCCCAAGUAAGCCUGGGGAGGAGGGCGUCGCGGGAGCGGGAGUUACCAGUAUUAUGGAGGAGGAGCUGGAGGAUUCAGGGCUGAGUCCCUCCACUACAGCGGCCUCGCAGCAGGAGCUGAGCCAUAACUCAGACUGCGAUGGCACGCAGGGGAGUGCCUCUGUGGGGGGUGAAAACAGGGGUGUCUCCGUAGUCCGCGGUGGGACGUCAGAAUCGGCUUCAGCCACGGUUAGCGGAGCAGGCUCCACAGGAAGCCAGCCAGUGGUGCGACCAAAGAAACGGAGAAAGAGCUACCGGAGUUUCCUCCCAGAGGGCAGCGGCUACCCGGACAUCGGCUUUCCACUCUUCCCGCUCUCUAAGGGCUUUGUGAAGAGCGUCCGAGGUGUGCUGCUGCAGUACCGGGCUGCGCUGGCCGCCGCUGCCAUCGUCGACCGCACAGAGGACAAUGUCUCUUCAGAUGAGUGUGAUGGAUAAAGAGGGGCGAGCCUCACACACGCGCUCACCCAGUUGCACAAACCUAAUGGGAGCUGCCCCGUCACACAGGGACCCUCCUCUGUUCAUGGACGCAGGUAAACACAGAGCUUUUACUGGAGGCCUCAGCAGGAUUUCAGUGGAGAUGUUGUGGAUGUAAAAAGGACUGAAUGAGAUGAAAUAUCAGUGCCAUGAAGCCUCUUCCACCUAGCCUCCAGCAGCAGCCACCACAUGGGUGGGGAUUUGCUGGAUUAACCUGCCGUCUCUAUUAGCCUUGAAAAAUGUAAAGCAGACUUGUGAUCGUCGCCGCAUUUUGGACGAGUUCAAAGAUGGCUGAAUAACUGCAAGGCCCAGCUCCUCCUGGGUCUAACUGUAGCACUACUGAUGUUCUCGCUGUUCCAUCCUGCACUACAACAAAACCAAUGGACAAUCUGCUCUGGGAGAGGUGACACCGUAUAAACACACUGACCAGGAGGAUUCUUUUUAAAGAGAAAUCCCUGGUUGUACGCUUUUCUGCCAAACACACACACACACACACACACACACACACACACACACACACACACACACACACACUAUUGAAGUAGAACAUACUGAAUGUCAGUAAAACUGCCAACCACAACAGCUUCACCACUUCUUCCACUAUACUGCACUUGCUGGUAUUUUAAUCCGCCGAUCACUCGCACUGAACCACGCAGCAAACACCGAGUGACAAAGUUUACAUGUGAAUCACCUCCGGAGGUCAGACUGCUGUAGCUGUUUGGUGCGUAGAGAAGCCAGCCAGGCACGGGGCGUGGAGGUGUGUGUGCGCUCUAGUCGAAGCUUAACACAGCUGCAGCUUCUACAUUUAAAAGUUCCAUUCACUUUCUGUAGGAUUUAGCUAAAGUCGUUCGAUCACCAAAAUGGAACUUGUGCUUUUUGAUGUUUUUGACGCAUUUUAAGUCAUUUUACUCUGAGGCUGAAGAGUUACGGUUUCAGAGCGGAGCUUUACCCACAAUGCUCCACUUUUCUGUGACGGAGGUGAACCCACAUCACAUGCAAAUGACCCAAUUUAAGGAUUAAAUAGAAAAAAAUAAACAUACAGCAUCCAUUGCGUUCUUCUCAUGUCAACAUGUUGCCUUACUUGAAUUGUUCUUAAUAAUCUCGGAUCAUCGUGUGCAGAGCUGCUUGUGUCAUGCUUUAGACAUUAACCUUUACGGGCCAAGACACCACUAAACCCUGCUCCAGUGUUUUCCUCCCUGAUCGUGCAGAUCGCUGAUCAGCUUCCUCCUUCAUCAGUUCUUUAGCACGAGUCUCUCACAAUGCGGUUUUCGCUGUAUUCUGAUUUUUCCUCCCCAAGAUGCACGUGCAGAGUUUAAAACAUCAGAAUACAAACUACAGAAAGUGUGAUGCUGAAGGUCUGAUGAUAUUAUUUUUGCUUGAUAUUUUUUUUUUUUUUUUUUUUUUUUUUUUACACCGGCUUAAGCGUCUUAUCCCACGAGGGUGACUGUUGACCCCGCUGACGAGGGAAGAAUUACACAAAUGACAGCCCGCCGACAUGAGAGAGUUUCUUUCUCUACAUGGCAUAUACAGUAUAAUCUGGAUGAAAGAAAUCAAGGCUUUAUUUACCAAGUUACCAAGAAAGUGCGAGAAAUAACUGUGAAAGAAAGUGAAAUUCACCUUUUGGGUCCAAUCGUGCUUCCUGGGGAAAUCCGAGCAGUCUUUGUUUACAUUUUUUUAAAUAACUGCAUCCCACCUUUAACAGAAUGCUCCUUUUCUUUCUUUCAAGAUAUUAUGAGUCCCAUUGUAAUACUUCUGAUUAUAAUACAGGUCAGAUCAACCCUUGCUUGCUAUAAUCUGUGAUAUAAACGGAGCGCUGGCUGUCUGGUAUUUUACUUGAACAAAGAAGCUUGAAGAGUAUUUCUGAAUGAGAGAGCACAUUGUGCUAUUGUGAAGCUAUGAGUGAUGGAGAGGAUAAAAACCACGAGCCAAGAGAAUAAAGGUCAUGAAUGAGGGUAUUUUUCUUUUGCGUUGUUGUAUUUCUUUCUUUUGUUUUUACACCCUGCGACUCUUAAAACUGGCAUUCCUGUACCAGAUGUGGCAAUCAGGCCUCCAUUACAUUUUGUCCUCUUCCUUGGAUUUGACUUUGCCAUCAUUAUUAUGUUGCCUUUAAUGCUAUAGAGGAAGAUGUGUUGUCUUCUUCACAGGCUGCCGUAGCUGUAGCAUGUAGCCUUGUUUGCUUUACUGCCCCCCCCCCCCCCCCCCCCCCCCCAACUUGCUGCUGUUUGUAAAAUGUCACCUUCACAAUUCUUGGAGAAGUGAUUUCAUGUAUGGAUCAUGGUUGAGAGGCGACAUUACUGCUCCCUCAUUUUGUCAUCAGUUGCAGAAAACAGAAAAUGUGAAGCUAUCUCGCUAGACCUCGACGCAAAAUAAUCUGGCAGGAUAUCAAGCACAUGAUGUACAAUUUUUCUGUGUGUAUAUUAUUCAAAUUUAAACCAUUGUUGUUAUUAUUAUUAUUAUUAUUAUUAUUAUUAUUAUUGCGAGAAGUUUGUUUUACAGCCAAAGCAUGUAACAUGUUGCUUUAAGCCUUCUGAACGGGCUACACAAGACUUGACUGUACGAUGUCUACAUUUCCACAGUGGCCUGUUGAUAUAUUAAAAAAAGAACUAAAGUUAUGAUUUGUAGCCUGAUUCCCUCUGUACAGAUGUCAUGACUAUAUUAAAUAUAUAUAAAUACAUACAGUAUAUAUUUAACACAAACCUGAGUUCUAACGAGUCACGUGAAUGCUUGGGGCAUAUCUGUACAAAAGUGUAUUGUACUUAUGAUUUAAUCUUUUAAUGGUUUACUUUUGUUGCGUUAGACGACUGUAUAGUGAUGUAUUAAACUUUGCAAGCAGUACCAUA